Molecule: messenger RNA, 4687 nt
Organism: Spea bombifrons (plains spadefoot toad)
Lineage: Eukaryota; Metazoa; Chordata; Amphibia; Anura; Pelobatidae
Gene: PDE4C
Product: phosphodiesterase 4C
Exons: 15
Coding region: 1949-4273 (774 amino acids)
Biological process (GO): signal transduction
Cellular component (GO): nucleus; perinuclear region of cytoplasm; cytosol
Molecular function (GO): 3',5'-cyclic-AMP phosphodiesterase activity
Source: RefSeq, a predicted model, not a curated record
ACCAGAACGGUUUUUUAUUAAUAAAGUACUGUACAUCGUGCAUAACCUGUUAACCCAGCAACAACAAUCACAUAAUGAAUCAGAGGUCUCUAAAGUAAAUGCUGGCAUCAUUUUGUGUUCAAUAAGCCAACAAGUAUAAACCAGGCACACUUGGUAGCUAUUAAGCACAUGGUAGUUCUCGUCUGACGGUGUUUACAUGUUUGCUAUAUAAAGUGAGUAAAAAAGAAAGGUAAACACAGUUGAGAGACCAAGAUCCUGUCUUGCUUGACGAGUUAGACUCUUUGCAUGUAAGGAUUCCGAAACAGAAGAAAAUGAGGUGUGUUAGCUCUCACAGGCUAUCUUCCUUAAUGAAGGUUCUGUCAGCUCUGUGGUCGAUGUUUUGUAAGACAACAGUAUGAAAAAGAUUCAUGAUGAUUAAGAGACGAGAUGAAACUCCUUCCAAUAACCUGUCUUUUUCUAUAAUCAAUGCUGCAUUCUCCAUCAUGAAUUGUGCACACGACAUCCUGAAAGAAAGUUAUAUACCUUGGUGCAUCUUCCAACCAAAAAAUAUGAAAGUAAAGCAAGAGCACACCUAGGAUUUAUAUUUUGCAGUCAAAAUAACAUUUAUACCCAGCAAACAGUCUGAGCUCCUGAAAAAGAGAGAAAUUAUGUUAGGAAUGAGGGACAGAAGAUUUGGGUCCCAAAAUAAAUGUGUUUAAGAGUAACAAUGGGAGGUAUGGUUUUAGAAAUGCUGGAACAGCUCCCAUAUUUUAUUUGGAUUCUAUAUUGUCUCUCAUGAGCCCUGCUCUUUUCACUGACUUGUAAAUCAUGGGCUAAAAACAGAGGGCAAAAGUGAGAUGCUCAAACGUAACAUACUAAUACAACAUAACUGAUGGCAGAUUUUUCAUUAUGCAGAGCGCAGCACUGAAAAUAGAACAAUACAAUUUAUUGGAAGAAGUUUCACUUCAUCUCAAGACAGAAUGUGCAUGUGUGAUAAAAAGUGUGUGCAGAGCAAACCCUAAUACAAAAACAAAAUAUUCACAGCACGCAAAGAGUUAAAGAGAAAUAUUUGCACAGAAAAUGAGUGUGAGGCAUUGUCCCUCCUCCCACUAGAGUAGAGUGACAGUGACAUCACAGCCCCUGGUGAAGAGAGGGAGAGGGAGAGAGCGCAUAUCUUGCACUAUUGGCAUGUACAUGGUGUCUUCAUUUCCAGCUGUCCGAGAACUCGUGAGCUACUGCUGAAUGUCUCAGGCAUUCUUGCCCUUUAUCUACUCAUGCAAAGAACCAAAGAAAUGCUGUUUCUAGGACAAUCCAUUUAACUUGUUUUUAACAUUGAAGAAAACAAGAAAUCUUGGAAAAAGGGACUUGCAAACUCACCAAUUUUUAUUUCUUUAUUAUUUUUUUUUUUGUCAGCACAUAAAUUAUUCUGUGUCCAAAGGUAUUUUGCAACCGAACGGUAGAUUUGUGUGCUUCCCAUAGACAGAGCUCCUGGAUGUAUAACUGAUUCUCUGCUGAUCGUUGCAAUAGCAGAAGACAUCUUAUGUGCUGCAUUUUUAGGACAUCAUCGGUCCUAAAUGGGAUUAUUUUUAGCUAGUGCUUACUUGACAAGAACAUUACUCCUACACAGGAUCUCGCUCUGUUCUUAUUGUCUGCCUAAGAUUGGAAACUGAAAAAAGGGUAGCUGUUGAUAAAGGUAAUUCGGAGGAUGAGAAGUUCUGCAAAAUGCAAUAUAUUCCUUCCAGGAGGAAGACAUUACAACUAGUGAGAAUGUCAACCAAAAUCCUAUUAUUUGUCCAUUAGAGAAGGCAAGAAGGCUGUAUUUGAACGCUUUGCGCAUCUGUUAUAUGGUUCUCUAACUUCUGAAGAUGAGAAUGAGCCAUAAAAGGUGGUUUAGAGCGAACUACAAACAAGCACUGUUUGUGUAUGAAAACCUUUCAGGAUUUAAAACUGCUAAGAACUCAAUCCUUACAUGCCUGCGGUGUCUCCUCUUUUGACAAACGUGGGAGUGGAUAUGAGCUUACCUACAAAUUGUGGGUUUCUGACUCUCACAGACCCCGGCGUCCGUAAAAUCUAUAAUGGGAAUGUGUACGGGUCACCUUGUGCGGUCAAUCGCCCCAUUGAUAUCACACAGAGGCGAAGACGUUUUGAUGUUGAGAAUGGCCUAUCAUCUGGCAGAAGCCCUUUGGAGUCCCAGGCCAGUCCUGGGUCAGGGUUGGUCCUGCAAGGCAACUUUCCACACAGCCAGAGACGAGAAUCAUUCCUCUAUCGCUCAGAUAGUGACUAUGACCUUUCGCCCAAAGCGAUGUCACGGAACUCAUCUAUCGCCAGUGACCUGCAUGGAGAAGACAUGAUAGUUACACCUUUCGCACAGGUUCUGGCCAGUUUGAGAACUGUGCGGAGUAACUUUGCAAUCCUCACUCAUCUCCAGGACAGAGUAACUAACAAGAGAUCAUCUGGCAGCAGUCAAACUGCAGCAUGUAAACCAAACCUGUCUGAGGAUGCCGUUCAGAAAUUGGCCAUCGAGACUCUGGAAGAGUUGGAUUGGUGUCUGGACCAGCUGGAGACUCUACAGACCAGGCACUCAGUCAGUGAGAUGGCCUCAAACAAGUUUAAAAGGAUGUUGAAUAGAGAACUGACACACUUGUCUGAAACAAGUCGUUCUGGAAACCAGGUGUCAGAAUACAUAGCCAGUACCUUCUUAGACAAACAGCAUGAAGUGGACAUACCCUCCCAGACCUCAAAAGAGAAGGAAAAGAAGAAGAGGCCAAUGUCCCAGAUCAGUGGUGUCAAGAAGCUGACACACAGUUCAAGCUUUAGCACCUCCAGUAUACCGCGCUUUGGAGUAAAGACCGAGCAGGAGGCACUUCUAGCAAAGGAAAUAGAAGAUGCUAAUAAAUGGGGUUUGGAUAUAUUUAAGAUAGCUGAAUAUUCUGGGAACAGACCGUUGACAGUCAUCAUGUACUCAAUCUUCCAGGAAAGAGACCUCCUGAAAACUUUCCAAAUUCCUGUCGACACGUUCAUUACCUAUAUGAUGACUUUGGAAGACCACUACCAUGCAGAUGUGGCUUACCAUAACAACAUCCAUGCAGCAGAUGUGGCACAGUCAACGCAUGUACUGCUUUCCACCCCAGCUUUAGAGGCUGUGUUCACAGAUCUGGAAAUCAUGGCUGCUAUUUUUGCCAGCGCAAUUCAUGAUGUAGACCACCCAGGAGUGUCUAACCAGUUCCUGAUUAAUACUAAUUCUGAGCUGGCGCUGAUGUACAAUGAUGCCUCAGUCUUAGAAAAUCACCACCUGGCAGUAGGUUUUAAACUACUACAAGAGGAGAACUGUGAUAUAUUCCAGAACCUGACAAAGAAGCAGCGACAGUCAUUACGGAAGAUGGUCAUUGACAUGGUGCUGGCCACAGAUAUGUCUAAACACAUGAAUCUGUUGGCUGACCUGAAGACUAUGGUUGAAACCAAGAAGGUUACCAGUUUGGGUGUCCUGCUGUUGGAUAAUUACUCUGACCGAAUACAGGUCUUACAAAACAUGGUCCACUGUGCAGACCUCAGUAAUCCCACCAAACCUCUGGAGCUUUAUCGUCAGUGGACUGACCGAAUUAUAGUGGAGUUUUUCCAUCAGGGAGAUCGGGAGAGGGAGAAAGGAAUGGAGAUUAGUCCAAUGUGUGACAAGCACAACGCAUCGGUUGAAAAAUCCCAGGUUGGUUUUAUUGACUACAUUGUACACCCGCUGUGGGAGACCUGGGCAGACCUAGUCCACCCUGAUGCUCAAGAAAUUCUGGACACGUUAGAGGACAACCGAGAAUGGUAUCAGAGUAUGAUCCCUCAGAGCCCAUCUCCUCCGCCUGAAGACCAAGAUCUGGAAAGGGGCAGCACAUCAGGUGAUAAAUUCCAAUUUGAACUAACACUAGAGGAGGAAGGGGAGUCGGACACUGAACAGGAAGACACUGAAAGCCCGGUGGAUGAAGAAAGUAGCGACUCCAAAACUCAGACCACGGAUGACUCUGCACAUGGCAGUGAUGAGGCUGAGCAUCCCUCUCCUGUUGACAUGUGCAGGAGUGUUUCUAGCAAAUUGGAUUGCUUAGAAGUUCCCUCAAAGAGCACUCUAAUUAAGCAGAAAAAAGUCUUGAACUUUGAUAACAUGAGACUAAGUGCAGAGAGGACGCUACCACAAAAGGACUCUGGUACAAAACAUGUUCCUUCUGUAAACCUGGUCAAGCAGGAAAACACAGGGCAAGGGGAGAUCUGUCUGGACCAAGAAGGAAACCUCACAUAUCUUCCAUUAGGAACGUAACGCCAAAAUCCCACUCUGCAUUUUACUUUAUUUUAUCCCGUCACGCACACUUUGCAUUUUAUUUUUAGAGGAAGGUUUUUAUUUUUUUUUAUUUUUAGGAGAAUAUACAUUUUUAAAUGCUGACAGGAGCUGAAAAAAGUCACUAAAUCAAUAGAACUGCAUGGGAGAGCAUGGUAAAAAGUUUCAUGUUGUGGGGGCUAAUGAAAUGCCUGUCAACCCUCUUACUGUAACUGAGUCAUGUGACAGACCACGUGAUUAUCAGUGCUGCUAGUGUCUGCUCUGUGAUGUGCACCCUGUUUGGUAAAUGCACUUGUAACUAAAGUAUGCACGAGAGUUGCCUGGGUAUAAGGAGCUUGGAUGUUUAAAGCUGUGUUUCAGUCGCAGUUUAAAAGCCAAACAACUAUGUAGGUUAUA